AUGGAGGGAUCAGAUCACAGGUUUUGUGUGAGGCAUCUUUAUAAGAAUUUCAAGCUCAGAUUCAAAGGCCAACAAUUGAAAAUUCAAUUAUGGGAGGCUGCAAGGGCAUACACUGAAGCAGAUUUCCAACAACAUAUGAGAAAAAUUAGAGAGUUAAAUGUUGAAGCUCAUGAUUGGUUGACAAAUGUGCCAAUUCAUUUGUGGUCAAAGUCAACCUUCACUGACACUUCAAAAAAUAAUAUGCUUAUUAAUAACAUUUGUGAGAGUUGGAAUGCUGUAAUCCUUAAAGUAAGAGAUAAGCCGAUCAUAUACAUGCUUGAGUGGAUUAGAAGGCAUUUAAUGUUAAGGUUUCAGUGUAAGAGGGAGUGGAUGCAUACACAGUUUGGGUUGUUUUGUCCAGAUAUCCAAAAGGCAUUCAACAAAGUGAAACAACAAGCUUCCAUAUAUAAGGUUCACUAUGCUGGUGAUGACAAGUAUGAAGUUCAAUGCUAUGGAAUCAGUGAGGCUAUUGACCUUGAAAGACAUACCUGCAGCUGCAGAGUUUGGAACUUAACUGGUAUUCCUUGUAGGCAUGCAAUGGCUUGUAUAUUUACUAAAAAGGACACUCCAAAGUCAUAUGUUCACCCAUUUUAUUACAGAGAAACCUAUAUGAAGUGUUAUGGUGGUAUGAUCCUUCCCAUUCCAAUGGGAAUGUUAAUGAAAACUGACAGCAUUGACACAUUACUUCCACCACACUAUAAGAAACCCAUUGGUAGGCCAAAGAAGGCUAGGAACAAGAAGAAUGAUGAUCCCAAAGGUUCUACCAAACUUAAUAGAUCAAAGGAAAGUUUGAAAUGUUCCAAGUACAAGGAAAAUGGUUAUAACUCAAGGACUUGCAAAAUACCUGAGCCAUUGGUCAUUAACAUACCUCCACCAAGAAGGGGUGGUAGACCACCAAGUGUUGGAAGAGGGAGAGCAAGAGGACCUGAUGGGAUGCCUGCAAGAGCAAGAGGAAGAAGGGGUGGUAGAGGUAGAGCCAGAGGAGUUGAUAUUCCAGCUCGAAUUGCAAAUCAAGAGGUUCAAAACAUACCAUUUUCUCAAUUGUCACAAACCCAAGCAUCAUCUUCUAGGUCAAUGAUGGAAAAUGAGUAUGCAUGCUGGUAG
Messenger RNA from Cornus florida, 1143 nucleotides. RefSeq lists its product as uncharacterized. The record is from RefSeq and is a predicted model, not a curated record. Lineage: Eukaryota; Viridiplantae; Streptophyta; Magnoliopsida; Cornales; Cornaceae. The transcript is spliced from 3 exons. Gene Ontology annotation, molecular function: zinc ion binding. The coding region runs from base 1 to 1143 and encodes 380 amino acids.